This is a messenger RNA of Lutra lutra (Eurasian river otter), 4217 nucleotides long. RefSeq names its product transmembrane protein 229A (gene TMEM229A). The coding region runs from base 248 to 1765 and encodes 505 amino acids. NCBI's taxonomy places the organism in Eukaryota, Metazoa, Chordata, Mammalia, Carnivora, Mustelidae. The transcript has a single exon. The record is from RefSeq and is a predicted model, not a curated record.
GUGCAGAGGGGGCGGGGGAAGAGGGGAAAGGGGGCGGAGAAGCAGGGCCCGGCCUUCGCCAGCGGACCCCCUCGGGACUGGGGACCCCCUCGGGACUUCCGAGGGUGGGUCGGGGAGGGGACCCUGCGAAGGCGGGAGCGGUGGAGAAAGACGGAGAGGGGCAUGGGGAGGGCCGGGGAAAGGGGCGUCGCUGCUCGCUUUACGCUUCAAGAGCCCGCCGCCCAGGCGGCGGGGCUGAGUGGUGGAGAUGGGGUUUUGCAGCAGCCUCUGCACUCCUCUUCGCAGCCCCAGCACCACCGCCCCUCGCCGGGCCGCGGCGCCGGUUAGGCCACGCAGAGUGAGAGCGGGCGCCGGCCGGCUGCUCCUCACCCAAGACUGGAGGGCAGGGUGCGGUGGGUCCGCGGCAGGGGGACUCCGCGAGUCGGGCGACCCGCGGUGUCCCGAGCACACCAGCUCCGGCUGCCACCCGGCCGCGGCCGGAACGGAGCUCCCUGCGCGCCCCCCGGGGGCCGGCAAGACCGGGAGGCGGCGCGGCGCGGCGCUCGGCCCGUCGGCCCCGCAGCUCCACGCACCCAGCGGCGGCGGGGGCCCGGGCUCGGGUGCCCGGGCAGCCUCUGAGCCCAUGGCGGGCAGCGAUGCGGACGGCGAGGGUCGCGCGCGAAGGAGCAGCGCGCCCCGGCGUCCUGGGGAGCCCUGUGGGCCGGGAGGCGAGACUGCGGCCAGCGGCCCAGAGCCGCUGUCCACUGCUGAAGCGCCGGCCGACGGCGCUGAGCUGCCCGCCUGGAUGCGCCUCUACUUCUACGGGAUGCACGGGAUCACCCUGGACGUGCUCGUGUCCUCGGCUCGGCGCUUCGCUAGCAGCCCGGACCUCCGGAUGCUGGGCUUCUCCUCGCCCUAUCGCUGCCUGCUACACUCGCUCACCCACUUCGCCCUGGAGAAGGUCUACCUGCAGCAGCGGCGCUGCCCCAGCGCCUUCGUCUUCAAUUUUCUCCUCUACCCCUCAGCGCACGUGGCACUGCAGACCCUGGCCGGCCAGGCGCUGCUGCUGGGCCUGCGCAGCGGGCCGGGGGGCGCGGCAGUGCCGGGGACACUGGACCUAGUGCUGCAGUACGUGCUCGCUCUCUACCACUGCCAUGUGUUUCUGAACCGCUUCCUGCGCUUGCGGUACCAGCGGCCGCCAGAGCAGCAGCAGCAGCAGCAGCAGCAGCAGCAGCAGCAGCGUGGGCCGGGCGCGCCCCCCGCCCCUCGGGGCGCUGGGACCCCUGUGGUUGCAGGUGGCCCCCGCCACCUACCCCGAGGCGGCAGGGGCGUCGGGGGAGCCCCCAGUCACGGGCUGCCGGGCCUGCUCCGCUUUCUUUUCUUCGGAAUGCACGGCUUUUUGGAUGAGAUCUUCUUCACUUUCUUCUUUAAUUUACUGGGGCAGGGAGAUGGGGUAACCAGCGGCCACACGUCGCUCUGGUCCUUCUUCAUGUACGGCAGCUGCAGUUUCGUGGUGGAAAAGCUCUACUUCCAUCUCCACUGGAGUCGUGGCUGGAGCACUUGGAAGCGGAUACCCAUCUACGUGAUCUUCAUCUACGUUUGGGAGUUGUCCUGGGGUCUGGGACUCCGCAUGUGCGGCGCUUGUUCCUGGGACUAUUCUCACUAUCCGCUCAAUUUCAUGGGCCUCAUCACCCUGAUGUAUUUACCUGGUUGGAUAUUCCUUAGUGUGUACCAGGACCUACUUUUCAACGUGUUAUGGCGGGUGCAGUACAUACCAACUAACUAACUAACUAAAAAACAAAACAAAACAAAAAAAAGCCACUCGAUUCCCACGAACCAAUUCGAUUUAUUUUUACAUGUUAAAACGGAGUGGGUUUUUUAGCCUUUUAAUUUUUAUACAUUUUACUAAACUCUUUCAAUAUGUUCUAUUCGACAUUUUAGUUUUUCUGACACUUUGGGACCUAUGCAUAAUACAAUAUUUUGAAAUAUUACUCAAAACAUAACUCAAAGUACUUGUCAAUAUUUUAAGACCCCUUACGAGCCCAGAUAGCAAAACCAUUAUACCUUAACAUCAGGAGCUGUAGUAUAUUCACUUAUUUGGGCAUAGGUGGGUGAUAACUACUAAUCUUUUUUUAAGCAAAGAAGUUAUUCAAAUCAGAAAUUACUGAUCAUUGCGAGAUUUGGCGAAAUUUUCUAAUUUAACGAUUUGUUUACUUUUUAAUACAAUUUCAUUUUAAUUCCCUGCCAUAUUUACUAAUCACUGCUGAAACUCGGUGUCUUGCACUGAUAAAAGGACCAUUAACAACUCUUAAAGUGCCUCCCUCUAGCACACAAGUGGAAAGAAACUGACAAAUGUGAAAAUACAUCCUGUGGAUCGAUUUUUAAACAAGAAAUCUUUUCUAGCAACCCAGACAGGCAACACUGUGUUAAGAAACUUGAUCUCCAUCCUGGAAAUGAUUGUUUUUCCAAUGUGGAUUAGCCUUAAACUAAUGCCAAGUGUGUUAACAUUGAUCAGAUCCUGUGUUAUCUAUAGCUGUAAAUUUUGUUCUAAAAUGUUUACCUUAUAUGCCCAAAGGCGAAGCAAAAUUAUACCACCCUCAAUAGUAUUCUAACUCUAAGGACUCUUUCUACAUGAAGUUUCAAGGAUAGAAGCAGUUCUGUAGAAUAAAAUGAACCUGAAUCUUCAUUAUACUCGAAUUAGGCCUAAUGUUUACCGUUAUGUGUUUUCAGUGUAUUUCUGUCAUGGCUCACUUGUAAACAUCUUUCUUUUUCCCUCUGGACCCACAGAGUUCUUGGGCCAAACCUGAUGUGCUAAUGUGCAUUAUAAAUCAAUGAUAGCAUUUUGGUGACUCAUUAUUAAUGUCUGGAAGCUCCAAAGUUAAAUGAGAUGAUAAAAAACAUUUUAAGAAAUCUUGUCUAAUGAAUUAAUAAUGUCCUUUAAGGUUGUUUGUUGUUUUAUUAUAUUUAGAAAAGGCAAGUAGAGUUGAGUAUAGCUCAGCCAAGGAUGACUAAUACUUUCUCAGUUUUCAUUACAAAGAUAAUUAGGAAAAUUUAGAGGGUGUACAAAUGAAUAGUUUCCACUUCAAAUUAUUAGCUUGUCUAUGCUAUGAAAGGGGACUUCUUUCUGUUUUCAAAAAAUGCUUGCUGUGGCAGUAGAAACGAAUAUGUCCUUAGGCGAUUGUCAGGAAUAAUUUCGAGAAGGCUAUUUUAAGCCACUGUCUGAGGUUGUGAGCUAAAUUGUUAGUAAUGCAAUAUAAUCAACCCUACUUCUGAGAUGGAUCAUGUUAAACUGAUUAUUAGCUGAGUAGCAACUAAUAAAAGUAAGCCAAAGGUUUGUGGAAAGUAAAAGUGUCACUUUCUGACACUUGGCUAUAGGUGAAGGAUUUCUGAAAACCCUGGUAAGGGAAAAGGAUAAGUAUAGACACUAAAGUUAGUCAGAUGCUACAUAAAAUAUUUGUAAUACAAAUGUGACACGUGCGUAGGAAUCUGAGUUAAGUGUGGUACCAUUCCACACCACAUAUUCCUGUGAAUUAACCAAAUCCUUGACUUCUAGAAUACUUGCUAAAAUACACGUUUGCACUUCCGUCGUCCUUCCCGUGCCGCUCCUCCGCCCUGCUCACCGGCAUUCUUAGGGUCAGAAAUCUGUCAGAAGUAGGGAAGCCUCUUACUUUUUGUUUGUUUUGCUUUUAAUGUUAAUCCUAUUUUAAAGAAAAGGUUGCAGUUUCCAUUCAUUCAAGAAACCGUUAUUGUGUACCUACUCUUUGCAAGGCAUUUGCCUGAAUUCUGCAGAUACAGCAAUGACCCAAUACAGACAAAAUCUCUGUCCUUGUGAAGCUCAGGUAUUAGUGCUCUGAUUUAUAGCAGGUUAUACCUACUUGGAAGGGUACCGUUUCAGCACUAGGCAAAGAGAGGCAGUUGCCAGGAGGGUUCUCAUCAGGGCUGUCGCUGGAAUAUCAAUCUAUCAUCUCUAAAACAAAAGCCCAUUAACAGCCCCUCUGCUAGUUCUACAAAGACUUCAUUCAUAUGUAGUCAGGAAGUGAUUAUGCUGUCUAUUAACUCAGCACCUUGCUGUAGGGCUUCUCAUUCUGUUUAUUCAAUUUCUUAAAUGACAUUUUGCUAUAACUGAAACUUUAAAGAAAAAAAGGGCAAGAACCAUUAGAUCAAUUUUGUUAACUCACCAGCAGUUCAGAUAUAGAAGUGCUGAGUCAAUAUAAUAAUAUUUAAGUAACACCACCUGC